AGCGAACUCAGGUGAGCCACUCGAGAUAGCGGCGGCUGGUUUCAGUAUUAAAGAUGAGGCACACGGUCCCUGUGCAUCAGUCAAUCAACAUGGCCCGGCUCUUGGUGCUCUCAGUGCUUCUUUGCGCAGUGGCGGCGCAGAUUGGGGUUCACGCAGCGGCUGGACCAUGGUGCAGGAUGACCGAGUUGACUUGCGGCGACCGCAAAGCGUGCUACUCGGUUGUCGGAAGGUGCGACGGUGAACAGGACUGCAGUGAUGGCUCCGACGAGGCCGGCUGCGAUGGUAUCCCCAGCGUGGUCCUGGCCGUCAACGCCACGGUCUUGGUGCAGGCGCAGUACACGAGGCACUACCAGCACUACGACUCAAACAGCGUGGAGCUUCUGCUGUGCGGCAGCGAGUCCUGCAGCCGCGUGGCGGUGUUCGGCCACUACAACGACGGCAGGCUGGGCACCUCCACGUGGACGGGCUGCAACCUCUACGGCAAUGAGUGCGCCCGACAGGAGUCGGGUUCCCACGGCUACGUGCACGAGCUGCUCUCCGGCGAGGUGGCGGUCGAGGUGCAGCGACGCGCCAGCGAGCUGGCCGUGUGGCGCCAGGGGCAUCCCGAGGACGUCGUGACGGUCCCCAUCGAGGCGGACUUCCGCAAGCUCGUCGUCAGACCUUUCAAGAUGUGGAGCGACAUGCCCGUCCAGUUCACUGAGCUUUGAGACAUAGUCGGCUACGACUUCAUGCGGACAAUCCACGUUUAAAUCAGGCCUAUCCGGUUCUACGACGCCCGUUGGCUCCACGGGAUGGCGAGUGCUUUUUCGCCAACAGACACCUAAAAAACUAGUGGAGCGUUGUGAAAGUUUGCAUUAAACGAGAAGUGAAAAUAUA
Molecule: messenger RNA, 876 nt
Organism: Thrips palmi
Lineage: Eukaryota; Metazoa; Arthropoda; Insecta; Thysanoptera; Thripidae
Exons: 5
Coding region: 54-707 (217 amino acids)
Molecular function (GO): protein binding
Source: RefSeq, a predicted model, not a curated record